This is a messenger RNA of Hordeum vulgare subsp. vulgare (domesticated barley), 808 nucleotides long. RefSeq lists its product as uncharacterized. The record is from RefSeq and is a predicted model, not a curated record. Lineage: Eukaryota; Viridiplantae; Streptophyta; Magnoliopsida; Poales; Poaceae. Bases 1 to 786 code for a protein of 261 amino acids. The transcript has a single exon.
AUGAAUCUGUAUGGUGAUGCUGACACGGAUGAGGAUCUAAUGCAGCUCUUGCCAGACGACAUCGAGAUAGACACAGAUUUGAUGGACCAUGUGUCUGACCGCAACGGCUCGCACGAGGAUCCGAAGCAUUUCGUGCUUGGCGGUGUCGAGAUUGGCAAUGAUAUCAUGCAUUCUAUGCUCGAUGGCGUCGGAACAUACAUGGAUCCCAUACGGGUCGAUGCCGAGUCCGAUGGUGCCGAAGUGGUGAAUGAUUUUAUGCAGUCUAUCCUCAGUGGCUUUGGUGCAAACACGGAUCACAUACAUGCCGAGUCUGUGUCCGAUGCUCCCAACGCGGACAUGGAUCUGAUGCAGUACACGCUUGGCGGCGGCGGCACAGACGACAAUCCCAUACCUGUCGAGUCCAUGUCCGAUGAAGCAAGCACGUCCAAGGAUAUGAUGCAGUUCGGGUUCGGUGGCAUGGGCACAUACAAUAAUUUCAUACAGACCGAGCCUGAGGUCGGCGAUGGCGUUGACACGGAUAAGAUAGAUAAGUUUCUCUUCGAUGGCGAAGACACGGGCAAUGUAGAGAUGCAGAUUCUCACUGAUGGGGCCAACAAGGAACAAGAAGGGAUGCAAGGUGUGAGUGGCGGCACCAACCCGGACGAGGACAACUCUGAAAACUCCUGGUACAUCAAAUACCUCGCGGAAGAGGAUAACUCAUGGACGCAGUCCCCCUUGAACGACUUGUUGUACACUAGCGACGACAUGGGGAUGAUCCAGUUCAACUUGGACGAUAUUUGGCUCUAGAGUGUGGCUGGCAUGCAGGGCA